GUCGACGUUCACGCACAAAAUACAAGUAAUGGGCUCAAUUACAAUUUCUGCAGUAGGAAACAGGGCUCCGUCUUUUGCACGCUCCAAGCUUCCGCUUCAAGUCCAAGUUUCCGCUGAAGACACGGUCGAGGACGUCAAAAAGAAAAUUGCCGCGAAAAUUUCCGGAUUCUACGCCGCGCGACAGAGACUCGUUCUGAAAUCCGAUACCACAAAGGCACUCGCGGACGAAACGAAACUGAAAGACGUAGGCCUUGUGGACGGUGGAGAGUUGGAAGUAAAGGAUCUAGGACCACAGAUUGGAUGGAGGACUGUAUUUGUCGUCGAAUAUAUGGGACCACUCUUAAUCCAUCCCAUCAUGUUCAGCUUCCCUCAACUGUUCUUCGGAAGACCGGUCGUACAUAGCAACUUGCAGAAAUUCUCUGUCGCUAUGGUCACUCUCCAUUUUGCGAAACGCGUAUUGGAGUCUAUCUUCGUUCACCGUUUCUCUCACGGAACUAUGCCUCUGAGUAAUAUCUUCAAAAACUCUGCCCAUUAUCAUAUACUUUCAGGUGUCUUUCUUGCCUGCGACCUAUAUCGUCCUGGCUAUUCGGCUACAAGUCCUUACAUUAAGGGUACUCAAAAGAAUGACGAGACAUACUUGUGGACCUUUGCCUCGGUUUGGGCUCUGUUUGAACUCCUCAACCUCUCCGCUCAUCUCACAUUGCGCAAUCUACGGCCUGCUGGCACAAAGAAGCGUGCUAUUCCAUACGGAAUCGGUUUCUCGCUCGUUUCUUGCCCAAAUUAUUUCUUUGAAUCGAUGGCUUGGUUGACGCUCUCUGUUAUGACCGGAAGCUACGCUGCAUACUUUUUCACGGUCGUUGGUACCGCUCAGAUGCUUUCUUGGGCGUUGAAGAAGCACAGGAAUUAUAAGGAAGAGUUUGGGAAGGAGUAUCCUCGAAAUCGAAAGGCCAUGUUCCCAUUCAUCAUUUGAUAAUUAAAGACUCUGGCGAUCGCUCGGAAAAUACAAUCUUUGACCUA
This is a messenger RNA of Marasmius oreades (fairy-ring Marasmius), 1017 nucleotides long. RefSeq lists its product as uncharacterized. NCBI's taxonomy places the organism in Eukaryota, Fungi, Basidiomycota, Agaricomycetes, Agaricales, Marasmiaceae. Gene Ontology annotation, molecular function: protein binding; oxidoreductase activity, acting on the CH-CH group of donors. The transcript is spliced from 9 exons. Gene Ontology annotation, biological process: very long-chain fatty acid biosynthetic process. The coding region runs from base 29 to 970 and encodes 313 amino acids. The record is from RefSeq and is a predicted model, not a curated record.